Molecule: messenger RNA, 558 nt
Organism: Ilex paraguariensis (yerba mate)
Lineage: Eukaryota; Viridiplantae; Streptophyta; Magnoliopsida; Aquifoliales; Aquifoliaceae
Source: the annotation of a GenBank genome assembly
AUGGACAAGUUCUUAUUUGUUAUUCAGCUUUUUAUUUAUGGUGAAUUUUCUGAGCAAGUGGUCCAGGCAGUGGGAAAAACACUCUGUGUGCAAAAAUUGCUCAACACUUUGGGUACACUCAUCUUAAUGUUGUUCAUGAUUGAAAAUAUGAUAAAAAAGGGAAAGCUUGUUCCUUCAGAAGUAACCAUCAAGCUUCUUCAACGCACCAUGAAGGAAAGUGGUAAUGAAAAAUUCCUUAUUGAUGGCUUCCCCAGAAAUGAGGAGAACCAUGUUGCAUUUGAGAAAAUUGAAAGAGAAGAUGACAAUAUUGAGACAAUACGAAAGUGGUUCAAAGUUUUUGCAGAAUCCACUCUUCCUGUGGUUGAAUAUUAUGCCUCAAAGGGGAAGGUCUGGAAGAUUGAUGCUGGAAGGCCUCUUGAAGAGGUUUUCGAGUCAGUCAAACCCAUUUUCUCCCCAGCUAAAGAAAAGGUGGGUUCCCAUCUGGUUGGUAGUUUUACAGUAAAAAUAUGGAACCUAAAGAGACUCAAUGGCAAAACCUUACAUGUAUUGGCGGUUUGA